Messenger RNA from Durusdinium trenchii, 3384 nucleotides. The record is from the annotation of a GenBank genome assembly. NCBI's taxonomy places the organism in Eukaryota, Dinophyceae, Suessiales, Symbiodiniaceae.
AUGAAGCACUCAGACUGGUCGCUUUUGUUACAGGACUGGUCGCAGCUCCAAGCUCAGGCUGAGCGUGUCGCGGCUUGGCCCUCGCAUCCGCUGAAGGCGUUGGAACGCUUGGCCUUAGCGGAAGGCUUGGUCGCUCAGGCAGCAGGUGUGCUGAACCUCUGUACAGAGCAAUGCGGGCAACACCUUUGCACGUUCUACGAAGACCUGGCAUCGGGCCAAGCAGCAUUGCGCCCGCGGCACUUGGCCCAUCCUCCUGCGCCGGCGUUGGUUGCGUGUACUUCGCACCUGGAUACGGCCCUGCCCGUGGUUGUGCACCAUGCAACAGCCCUAUUGCUGGCGGGUCACGUGGUUGCAGUCGCAGCGCAAGGACGCGCUCUUGAGGCGCUGAAGGCUGCAACUGCAGGAUUUCCAGAGGACCUUCUUUCUACCAUGCCGUUGGGACCUCUGGCAACCUUGCCUCGUUUGCGCACUUUGCGGAGUGUGGGCCCUUCUCCAGUGCAGCUGUGGCAGGACAGGGCCCCACCGGGAGACUUUGGCGGCGAUGGCCCUGCGCGACAUGGAAUGGCCAGAGCAGCGGAUCCAUUGACACUGAGUGAUUGCCAUGACAACAGCAUUGCUGCUUGCCAAAGGGCUGAGUCGAUUAGCUUGGAGUUUGGGUUGACAUGGAGUGAAGAGGUGACUUCUCUGGCUGAUCUUUUGCCAGUAGCAAGCCGCCCCAAUGCUGUUGACUUGGAGAUGCAGCGCUUCCUGCAUUUGCUUUGGGCUGUCAGGGAGCCUCUCGGGCCAGAGCAGGUUGCUCUAGCACCCAGUCACAAACACGUCCUGCUGACCUUCUGUGGCAGCACUCUCCCCGAGGACCUGGUGAAGCUGGCUUUGACCUCGGCGAUGAGCCCAUUCCACGAAAGGAUCACUCUUCAUGCAGUCGGCCUUGGAGCUAGAGGCCUUGGAAGGGAGCCAUUGAAGUCCUUUUUUUGCAAGGUGGUUCAGUCUGGCCGCAUGGCGUGGGAGGUCAAGGAGCACAAGGAUUGGGCGACCUUCCUGGACUGGCUACCUUUGCAAGAAGGGAUCAAUCUGUUCAGCCUGCUCAGGAAUCUGGAGCCAGAGGUGAAGAGACGAUGUGCCAGUACUGGUGGUGCUGCCUGGGUUCAGCUUGGCUCGGAUCCCGUAGACAGACUGAGGCGAUGGACAGAAGUGGUUCCCGCAGAUGACGUUGAGAAUCGAAGGACAAAAGCUGCCCCAUAUGAUUUCUGCGGAGUGCGUGCCCAGCAAGCACAGCAGGCUCAAGCUCAGCAGGCGCAGCAGGCUCAAGCAGCCCAAGCCCAACAAGCUCAAGCCGCCCAACAAGCGGCACAACAAGCGGCCGCACAGCAGGCGGCGCAGCAAGCAGCCGCGCAGCAAGCGGCACAGCAAGCAGCAGCGCAAGCAGCACAAGCCUUGCCGCCACCUUCCCAGGCUCAGCAAGCAGUGCAGCAAGCGGCACAACAGGCUGCCGCCCAGCAAGCAGCGCAAGCGGCAGGUGUUUCACUGGGCAAUCUGGGCAGCCUGUCUUUGGGCGGCCUUCCACUGGCUGGUCUGGAUCAGGCGGCUUUGGACGCACAAGCGGCAUUGGAUGCGCAUAAUGCAGCAAGUCUUGCAGAGCUGCAGGCACAGGCGCAGGCACAUGCACAGGCACAAGUUCAGGCAGCAGAAGCUGCUGCCAGGUUUGCCCAGGAACAGGCACAAGCCGUGGCCGAGGCACAGCAGCGUGCCGUGGUCCAGGCACAAGCUGCGGCUGCUGCGGAGCAAGCAAGGCUGCAGCAGCAACAGCAGCAGCAACAGAGGGAACAGGCCAUUGCUCAGGCGAAGCAACGCCGUGAGGAGAAGCUGAAGGAAGCGCAGGCCGAGCGAGAGGCCGAAGAAAAGUUGAGGUGUCAUUUGCACAAGAAGCCCAAUUCGAAGUGCAAAUUCUGCAAGCGACACCAGGAACACGUCACAGAGCGUGAUGAGAAAAAGGCGGCACUGUCAAAGAGUACCGAAAAGGAGAGGAGAUUUGAUCUCAUCGGUGCUCCUCGUGGAGCACUGGAGAUCGUCAACACAAAGACCUAUGGAUUCAGCCCACUGCUUCAGACGCACGUAGUGGAGUCAGCUCACUUCAAGGCACUCUUGUCCUUGGAAUCGUUUGAGCAGAUGAUUGACGAGAUGAAUCAGUUUGCCGACAACAUUGAGCCGUACAUGCCAAACAGCAAUACGACACCGUCAGCACUGUUUUGCUGUCUCUACCGGCUCUUCACCAUGGGAAUUGACAGCCGACAACUUAGAAGGCUGAUGGACCAUCCAGAGAAUGCAUACAUCCGCUGUGUAGGUUUCCUUUUCGUGCGGUUUGGACUGGCUCCUGACUCGUUGUGGAACUGGCUCGGGGAGUAUGUGUUGGAUGAUGAGGAGCUGCGGCCAGCCAAGGACUCAGAGUGGCGCACCACCAUCGGGGAGUUUGUGGAGGGCUUGCUGAGCCAAGACAAGUAUUAUUCAACUGUCUUGCCACGACUGCCGAUGUCAACCAAGAGGCAGCUUGAAGCCAAGCUGGCGCCAAUUCCUCAGAGCCGGAAGCGCUCCAAGUGCAACCUAGCAUUCUUGGAAGUCUAUCGAGAACAGGGCGUCAAAGUGGAGAUCAGCCACGACGGUGAGUGGGUGACCGGUACCACUUUAGAGCUGAUCGAGGACAUGCCCUCGAGGCUCAAGGUGCUGGUCAAAAUGGACAACGAUGACAGUGAGAAGGUGAUCAGGGCAAAGAUCGAUCGUGCAGCACAAGCUAUGAAGACGGAUGGAAGUAUGAGGAUCCUGCACAAGUUGAUCGGCAAAGCAGGAUUCGUCCCGUUCUUCCCACCUGUCUUUGGCCGUGCGCACGUAGACAGCGACUGCUCGCUUCCAAGAUUCAGGACGGGCGAAACGGAUGAGCCGCCUGAUGAUAGCUUCAGUGUGGGGGACUUUUCCGACAUGGAGUCCGAAUGGGAUCCCUGUGAAACAGCAGGAGAGAUGCCGGAGAUGAUCGAGGACACCAUGACAAGCAGCUCCUAUCCUGUGGCGGCGUGCGUUCUGUCCGAAAAAGCAAGCGCUGGAAAUUUCUAUGUGAUCUCUGACGGCUUUGCCGAGCUCUUCGGCUGGACGAAGCAGGAGCUUCAGGGCAAGCAAGUGCUGCGGCUUCUUUCAGCAGAUCUUUGGACAAACUAUGAGCUUGACCGCACCUUCAACGAAGUUGUGGAGCAAGGUGGCAAGCGUACAGUGGAAGCUGCAUUGCGAUGCAAAACUGGGGAGCUGAACUACUGCCGGUUGACCAUGGAAAAGGUGACCACAGAACCGAACGGCAUGCUCACACAGAUGCUUUUGCUGAUGCCACAAGAUCUGGACUGA